AUGGCAGUCUAUGAGCCGGCUGGACAUGAAGAAGCUCUUAAGAGAUCCCAAAAUGGAAAAAAGCAAAUGGAGGAGGAGAUGUUCGAUGAUUUCAAAAAGAAUAACAACAUGGGAGUUAGUCGACAAACCUCUGACAGAAAAAUCAUAAGGAGUGAAACACCUUUGCUCCUAAUGGCUCGAUUGGACACAAUCAGAAUGCUUCUAGCAUUGCCGUCAAAAAAGGUGGAAAGAAAUAAUGCCUUGCUGAUUGAAAAAUUCAAACAAGAAAUGGAGCAGGUUUUCGAAAUGACGGAUCUUGGUCUCAUGAACUAUUUUCUUGGAAUGGAAAUUACACAAAGCCAGAAUGAAGUAUUCAUUUGUCAGAAGAAAUAUGCCAAAGAAAUUCUGAACAAAAUUCCAAAUGGAGGAAUGCAAAGCUGUUGCUACACCCAUGAAUCAAAAGGAGAAGCUGAGCAAAGGAGAUGGAACCGAGAAAGUUUCUUCUCUUGGUGCUCAAAGAAGCAAGAGAUUGUUGCACAAUCUACUGCAGAAGCUGAGUUUAUUGCAGCAACAGCAGCAGUCAAUCAAGUUUUAUGGAUAAAGAAGCUUAUGUGUGAUCUGAAUAUGGAGCAGAAAAGUGGUGUUGAGAUUUUUGUUGACAAUCAAGCAAUAAUUGCAAUCUCUAACAAUCCAGUUUUUCAUGGAAAAAUAAAGCAUUUCAACAUCAAACUGUUCUUCUUUUUCAACAUCAAACUGUUCUUCUUGAGAGAGAUACAAGAAAAUGGAGGAGCAACUCUGGUAUACUGCAAAACUGAAGAUCAAAUAGCAGACCUGUUCACAAAACCUCUUCCAGUUAACAAGUUUGAGCUUCUAAGGCAGAAAAUUGGAGUUUACAGUAACAAAAGCAAGGAGAAGUAUUAG
Molecule: messenger RNA, 900 nt
Organism: Jatropha curcas
Lineage: Eukaryota; Viridiplantae; Streptophyta; Magnoliopsida; Malpighiales; Euphorbiaceae
Source: RefSeq, a predicted model, not a curated record